Wallemia mellicola CBS 633.66 is the source of this 1580-nucleotide messenger RNA. Its product is annotated as nucleotide-binding domain-containing protein. The record is from RefSeq and is a predicted model, not a curated record. Gene Ontology annotation, cellular component: mitochondrion. Gene Ontology annotation, biological process: ubiquinone biosynthetic process. The transcript has 2 exons. The coding region runs from base 14 to 1555 and encodes 513 amino acids. NCBI's taxonomy places the organism in Eukaryota, Fungi, Basidiomycota, Wallemiomycetes, Wallemiales, Wallemiaceae.
AAGAGAAGUCUAGAUGGUUUUUGUUAGUAAAGUACUAUUGAGGCAGCCCAUUAAACUUGCAGUAUUUGGUUCUGGUCCAUCUGCUUUUUAUCUCUCACAAAGGCUCCUUAAUCAGCUAGACAAGGGUGUAGAUGACAGUAUACACAUGUAUGAGAGAUUACCCGUACCAUUUGGGUUAGUUAGAUAUGGUGUAGCACCUGAUCACCCAGAUGUUAAGAAUUGUAUAAAUUCAUUCUCUAGAGCCGCAGAAGAUAGUAGAUUCCAAUUCUUUGGCGGUAUAAGUGUGGGAAGCCAUAGAAAGAUAGAAGAGCAUCCAAAAAUAUUAAAUGUUCCAUUAGAAGAUAUCGCUAAACAUUAUACACAUUUAGCUUUCAGUUAUGGCGCUUCUCGGCCCACACACCUCGCGAAUGUUAAAGGAUCAUCUGGUUCAUCUGAUAAGCUAUCUAGUGGUGUUUAUUCAGCAUCUGAAUUCGUCGGCUGGUAUAAUGGUCAUCCAGAUUAUAUGCAUCUCCAUGAUAAGAUAGUCAGCGAUUUGAAAAGAGCAAAAAAGGUAGCUAUAAUUGGACAAGGAAAUGUCGGUUUAGAUAUAGCAAGGAUGUUAGUCACAACAGACUAUUCGAAGUUAUCAACAACAGAUAUACCAAUUGGUGUGCUUGACGCACUUAAGAAUAGCACAGUAAAACAUGUCGAUUUAAUCGGCAGAAGAGGUCUCAGUCAGGUUGCAUUCACUGCCAAGGAAACACGAGAGAUGAUGCAUCUCCCUCACGUAGCUAUGAAGAGCGUCGAUAGUAACACAAUGGAUGAAGUUAUGAAAGAAGGUGACGCAUCUGGAGAUAAAGAGUGGAGAGCAAAAAAGCGCAUACUUGGUCUGCUUAGAGAUGGCAGCGAAUGCAAACUCGAAGACGCUGAUCGCUCUUGGGCACUCAAGUUCCUUCUUUCUCCAGCAGAAUAUAUUGGCAAGAAUGACACCCUUAGCAGCAUCAAAUUUGGCGUAAACAAGCUGACUAAGAGUGCGCCAUCUACGGAGGUUCUCGGCUCUAAGCCUGCUACUCAAUCUCCACCUCGCAUUCUUGCAACACCAACUGACCAAAGUUAUGAAGAAGAUUAUGAUUUGGUUAUCGAGAGUAUUGGAUAUAGAUCAGAGCAAUUGGGUGAUAUACCAUUCGAUAGUAGGAAGGGUGUAAUUCUCAACACCGGCGGCAGAGUGAUCGACGAAAACGGUAUAAAUAUUCCAAACGUAUAUUCCACAGGCUGGGCAAGUAGAGGACCAGUCGGCGUAAUCGCAUCCACAAUGUACGAUUCAUAUAGUGUUGCAGACACCAUUCUUCAGGAUAUUCACAACGGAGAUGAUCCAGCUCCAUCCACUGAACUCAACUGGGCUCCAUCAAUCAAGUCACCAAAGGAAGGUGUACCACCCGUAGUCGACCAAGGUGCUAUUAAAUGGGAAGAUUGGAGACGUAUCAAUGAUGCUGAAGUUGCAAAUGGUAAGCAGUUGGACAAAAUUAGGGAAAAAUUUUUGUCUAUAGAUGAAAUGUUCAAUGUAUUAAAGAAAUAAAACUGUAUAUAUUUUCAUCAUAAUC